This is a messenger RNA of Aspergillus saccharolyticus JOP 1030-1, 1156 nucleotides long. RefSeq names its product putative catechol dioxygenase. Gene Ontology annotation, biological process: catechol-containing compound metabolic process. Bases 135 to 1070 code for a protein of 311 amino acids. The record is from RefSeq and is a predicted model, not a curated record. Lineage: Eukaryota; Fungi; Ascomycota; Eurotiomycetes; Eurotiales; Aspergillaceae. The transcript is spliced from 2 exons. Gene Ontology annotation, molecular function: catechol 1,2-dioxygenase activity; ferric iron binding.
CUGGCUGAACCGUGUAUAUAGACCCUUCAGUGCUCCAGACUUUUUGGUUGCAAUUCUCUUCCUCCCCAUUCCUCUCUAUUAUCAUUGCUUAAGUCUGUCUUUGUGAACAACUCGUCCCUCACACAACCGCCAACAUGUCUGCUCAACCUCGCUGGGACCCCGACUUCACUCCCUAUGUCAUCAACGCCAUGGGACCCAAGACUCCCGAGCGUGCUCGUGUGAUCUUGGGAUCUCUCAUCAAGCACAUUCACGACUUCGCUCGUGAGGUCGAGCUUACUCCUGCCGAGUGGAUGAUGGGUGUCGAGUUCAUCAACUCCAUUGGCCAGAUCAGCACUCCCAUCCGCAACGAGUGCCACCGUAUCUGCGACGUUAUCGGUCUCGAGUCUCUUGUCGAUGAGAUCGCCAACAAGAUCGUGACCGAGCAGGGUCUUUCCCCCACCUCCAACGUUAUCCUCGGCCCCUUCUGGUCUCCCAACGCUCCCUUCCGCGAGCUCGGCGAUAGCAUCAUCCAGAAUCCCCUGCCUAACGGCCAGGUGACCUGGAUGCACGGCCGCAUCACCGACAUGGAGACCGGCAAGCCUAUUGCCGGCGCCGUCCUCGACAUCUGGCAGGCUUCCGCCAACGCCCUGUACGACUUCCAGGACCCCGAGCAGAGCGAGAACAACCUCCGCGGCAAGUUCCGCACCAACGAGAACGGCGAGUACUUCUGGUACUGCUACCACCCCACCGCCUACUCGUUGCCCACCGACGGCCCCGCCGGUGUCCUCCUGAACCUCAUGGACCGCUCCCCCAUGCGCCCCGCUCACAUCCACCUGAUGAUCACUCACCCCGAGUAUGCCACCAUCAUCAACCAGCUCUACCCCUCCACCGACCCCUACCUCGGCAUCGACUCCGUGUUCGCCGUCAAGAACGACCUGAUCGUCGAAUUCAAGCCCAAGACCGACGACCCCAAGGCUACUCUGGAUCUGGAGUACAAUGUCACGAUGGCGCUGAAGAAGCACCACCCCAACCCCAACUCUGCUCCUCCCGUGUCCUCGUUUGAGCGCUUCAACAAGGGCCAGAAGUUGUAAUUGGGAUGAAUGAUUUUUGCAUGUGUACAUAAAUUAGCGAUUGUGGUUCUCUUUGAGAUGAAAUACCUCGAAUGUUAUGUUUAGAG